AUGUUGGGAUGACACUGAUAAUAUGAACAUCUGGUGGAUCAUUAAAGGACCAAUCACAGUAUCCCUGUUUGCUAAUAUCAUCAUCUUCCUAAAUGUGAUUCGGAUCUUGGUUCAGAAAUUAAAAAGUCCUGGAGUUGGAGGCAAUGACACAGGUCACUUCAUGAGACUGGCCAAAUCCACCUUGUUUCUGAUUCCUCUGUUUGGGAUGCACUACACUCUGUUUGCCUUCCUGCCAGAAAACACGGGGGAAAUAGUCCGGUUUUACAUCGAACUCGGUCUGGGCUCUUUCCAG
Molecule: messenger RNA, 292 nt
Organism: Sinocyclocheilus anshuiensis
Lineage: Eukaryota; Metazoa; Chordata; Actinopteri; Cypriniformes; Cyprinidae
Product: pituitary adenylate cyclase-activating polypeptide type I receptor-like
Exons: 3
Biological process (GO): adenylate cyclase-modulating G protein-coupled receptor signaling pathway; cell surface receptor signaling pathway
Cellular component (GO): plasma membrane
Molecular function (GO): peptide hormone binding; G protein-coupled peptide receptor activity
Source: RefSeq, a predicted model, not a curated record